Messenger RNA from [Torrubiella] hemipterigena, 2108 nucleotides. Lineage: Eukaryota; Fungi; Ascomycota; Sordariomycetes; Hypocreales; Clavicipitaceae. The record is from the annotation of a GenBank genome assembly.
CGCCGAAGCCGAAGCCGCCCCAGCUCGUCCAGCCGUCGCUGCCCGCCCACUGCCACACCAAAACGUCAUUGUCCAGCAGCCCAACCCACACAAACCCCACACUACUGUUGCACCCUCCUAAAAAAUCAUCCGCUCAGGCGUUGUAGGGGACAAAACCAUGGCCCCCCACCACUAUGCCCCUCCAUUAUUAGCAAGACUCGUCAGGCCGACCCUGACGUACCGACUCGUACGCUGUCAUCUUUAUAAACUCCAUCCCCCGCAUCGGAAUUUGCUUGCAGAGCCAGAUUCCUCUUUUGCUAGAUUCAUCUCAUCUGCGCACACGCUGCAUUGCUUUCGUCCGAUCUUGCAACCAGCCCGCGAUAGCCGCCGUUUGUUUGCAACGACCCCUCAUUCCCCCAACAUCACCAAGCCUACCACAACUACCACAACUAUGGCCUACGAGAACUACGAGCAGGUCCUCGCCGCCGGCAAGUACCCUGCCAAGGAGCAUGCCAAGCGUGCUGUUCAGCAUAUGCGCGAGAAUGGCGUCGAAGCCAACGGUAUCUUCUACUUUGAGUCCACCAUGACCAAGAUGCAGGAGAACAACGACUCUCCCGAGCACUUCCGCCAGCGCCGUUUCUUCUACUACGUUACCGGCUGCAACUUGGCUGACUCCCACUUCAUCUACGAUAUCCAGACCUCUAAAUCCAUCCUCUUCAUCCCCCCUGUUAUUGACGAGGAGGUCAUCUGGUCCGGUAUCCCCACCACCGUUGAGGAUGCCCUCAAGGAGUUUGACGUCGAUGAGGUCCGCUCUACCACCGAAGUCAACCAGGUUUUGGCCGAGCUUGCCGCUGCCUACCCCAACUCCACUGUCUACACCAUCGACAACCACGCUUCCGAGGGCAUCAACGUCGCUGCCUUCCCCAAAAACGACCCCAAGUCGGCCAAGAGUGCCAUCGAGACCUGCCGUGUCGUCAAGGAUGAAUACGAGAUUGCCAUGAUCCGCAAGGCCAACUACAUUGCCUGCCUCGGCCACGAGGCUGUCAUCAAGCGCGCCAAGUCGGCCAAGACUGAGUCUGAGCUCGAGGCCACUUUCCGCGAGCGCUGCAUUGCCCACGGCGCCAAGGAGGUUCCUUACCACCCCAUUGUCGCUGCUGGCUCUGCCGGUGCCACUCUUCACUACGUCGACAACACCCAGCCUCUUGAGGGCAAGCUCAACCUGCUCAUUGACGCUGGUUGUGAGUACAACAACUAUGCUUCCGACAUUACCCGAACUUUCCCUCUCAACGGCAAGUUCACCCAGGAGUCUCGCAACAUCUACGAUAUUGUCUACAAGAUGAUCAUCGACACCUCCAACGGCCUCAAGGGCGGCGUUCUGUACGACGACCUCCACGUCCAGGCUCACAAGAUUGCCAUUGACGGACUUUUGGCUCUUGGCAUCCUCAAGGGUGACAAGGACGAGAUCUUUGCUGCCCGCACCAGCACUGCUUUCUUCCCCCACGGUCUUGGCCACAACCUCGGCCUCGACUGCCACGACACUGGCGGCAACCAGAACCGCCAGGACGCCGACAAGCUCUACCCCAACCUGCGUCUGCGCGGAACCGUCCCUACUGGUUCUGUCGUGACCAUUGAGCCCGGAAUCUACUUCUGCGAGUUCAUCAUUAAGCCUUUCCUCUCCGACCCCGUCCACAGCAAGUUCAUCGACGCUGCCGUCCUCGACAAGUACUGGACCGUUGGUGGUGUCCGUAUCGAGAACAACAUUGUCGUUACCGAGAGCGGCCACGAGAACCUCACCACCGCCCCUAUGAGCGCCACCGAGAUUGAGGCCCUUGCUGCUUAAAUUAAAAUCUUAUCACGAAAUUGUAAGGUAUACCACAAAAUAAAAAGUAAAACGUAGUAAAGUUAAAUUGAAACGAUGGAUUCCCAUGGUCGGAUUGAUUCUCUAUAGAUAACCGUAUCGUUCCCCUGGGUCAAUUAGCAUUGCACCAUGCAAAUCGAGCAUCGCAAAUUAGUGACCGUGUCCCAUCUCUAGUGACAACAUUGUAAGGGUGAAUUCACCAUUUCGAAUAAUUGCACUUUUCAGACCUUUUCAAUUAUCGAUGCGCCUACCAGCGCGACCCAAGUUGGCC